UCCGAGCUCCGGGCUGUCCGCCGGCCCGUUGCCCGCCCGCCCACCAGCCAUGUCGCGCCGGCCGCCGACGCUGCUCUUCGCCGCCGCGCUGGGCCUGGUGCUGGCGCUCGCCCCCGCCCCGGGCAGCGGCUACUUCCCCGAGGAGCGCUGGGCCGAGGAGUCGCCGCUGCUGCCGCCCCGUGUCCUGCUCGCCAUCCUCGCCCGGAACAGCGCCCACGGCCUGCCCGCCUUCCUCGGCCGCGUAGAGGCGCUCAACUACCCCAAGGACAGGGUCGGCCUGUGGGUGGCCACGGACCACAAUGUGGACAACACAACCGCAGUAUUGCGAGAAUGGCUGAUGAAUGUACAGGGGUUCUACCAUUCCGUCGAAUGGAGACCCAUGGAUCAGCCCAAAUCUUACCCCGAUGAGACUGGGCCAAAGCACUGGCCAGAUUCCAGAUACGACUACGUGAUGAAGCUACGACAAGCAGCGCUGAAGUCGGCCAGGGAGCGGUGGGCCGAUUACAUUUUGUUUGCAGAUGCAGAUAACUACCUGACCAAUCCAGACACCCUGACUCUACUCAUAGCCGAGAAUAAGACAGUUGUUUCUCCGAUGUUGGACUCUCGCUCCGCUUAUUCCAAUUUCUGGUGUGGAAUGACCGCUGAGGGCUAUUACAAACGGACUCCAGCGUACCCACCGAUACGGAAGCGUGACAGGCUGGGAUGUUUCCCGGUGGUCAUGGUUCACUCCACAAUGCUGAUCGAUCUUCGCAAAGAAGCCUCCAGGCAGCUGGCGUUUUACCCCCCACACCCGGACUACACCUGGGCCUUUGAUGAUAUCAUUGUCUUCGCCUUUUCGUGCAAGCAAGCAGGUGUCCAGAUGUACAUCAGUAACAAGGAGUACUUUGGCUUCCUGCAGGUGCCGCUGAAGUCGAGCAGCACCAUGCAGGACGAGGUGGACAGCUUCAUUCACGUCCAGCUGGAGGUCAUGGUGAAUCAUCCUCCCAUGGAGCCGUCCAAGUAUGUGUACGUGCAGCCCAAAAGCCUCGACAAGAUGGGCUUCGACGAGGUGUUUCUGAUAAACCUGAAGCGCCGCCUUACCCGCAGAAUGCGAAUGCUUCGAACGCUGUAUGAGCAGGAGAUCGCAAGUGAAGUGGUUGACGCAGUCGAUGGAAGAGCUUUCAACAGCAGUGAGAUUAAAGCGCUGGGCAUCACGAUGUUGGCUGAUUAUCAAGACCCGUAUUCAGGGCGGCCUUUGACCAAGGGGGAGCUGGGCUGUUUCCUCAGUCACUACAACGUCUGGAAGGAGAUCGUUGAACGAGGAUUGAAAAAGUCAGUCGUGUUUGAAGAUGAUCUGCGGUUUGAAAUCUUCUUCAAGCGAAGACUGAUGUACCUGAUGAAAGAAAUGGAGAAAGCCAAACUCGACUGGGAUCUGAUAUACAUUGGUCGGAAACGAAUGCAGGUGGAUCACCCGGAGAAAGCAGUACCUGGUAUCCGUAAUCUGGUCGAGGCUGACUACUCCUACUGGACUUUAGCCUACGCCCUCUCGCUGCAAGGAGCAAAGAAACUCCUUGAUGCCAAACCCUUUGAAAAGAUGCUGCCAGUGGAUGAAUUUCUACCUGUGAUGUACGACAAACACCCAUUACCCAAGUACCUGGAACUCUUUGAAAAGCGGGAUCUGAAGGCUUUCUCGGUGGAGCCUCUCCUGAUCUACCCCACACAUUACACGGGUGAGGCGGGCUACGUCAGCGACACCGAGACCUCCACGGUGUGGAACAACGAGAAGCAAAAGACUGACUGGGAUCGUGCCAAGUCUCAGAAGACCAGGGAGCAGGUGAAGAUCCGGGAGGCAGCCCAGAACCUGGACGUGUCGCAUUCGCCCAUCGGCUCGGCUUCCAGAGACGAGCUGUGACCACCGACCGUCACCCCCGUACAGUGGAGCCGGAGCAGCGACCUGCCGUGUUUCAGAGCGAGUUGAGAUGUCUUCCAAACCAAUACUAGGCCAGGUAACGCCCGUCUCUGUGGUGACACCCACAGGCGGGGGGGGGGGGGGGGUUUUGCUGAGAUAACUGUUGUUUUGAAUAAUUCGUUGUGUGCCUCAAUGUAUAUAAUUAAUAAAGAGCCAGACACGAUUCACCUCAAAAUGAUUGAGCACCUUUGCAGGGCCAAAGUAGCAAAAAUGGACAAGUGAUAUUGCAGCAUUAUUGAGUUCUUUGGUCGAACAAGGGGUUUUUAAACCGAUGUGAUAUCAGCCAGUACUGAUCACAUUUCUGUCCAUUGACUUAUCAUUCUGUCUUCACUUUCAAUAUCAUGCAAAUACCAAUAUGUCUUUUAUUAAAUGUAUUUUUACUAUUUAAUGUCUGUUGGUGCUAUCCUGGCAGUCAUAGCUGUUUUGGUCCCCAUGGGUUUAGUCAGCUGUGUGCUAACUAGUGGAAGUCCCUUGACUUAACGCACGUAAUGAUAUGUCGUUCUAACCUUUUCCGGUGCCAUAUCUCUGCCUGUGGGCAUCCUGGAGAAAUCUGCCUCUGCUUCCAUACCUGGUGAAACAGUAUCACCAACAAGCACCUCGUUGUAAAACCAGGGGGAUGUGGGAGAGGAGGUAGAGAGAUGUCAUAAGGAAUAGGAACAGAAUUAGGCCAUUUGGCUCAUCAAGUCUACUCCACCAUUCAAUCAGUGCUGAUCUAUCUCUCCCUCUUAACCCCAUUCUCCUGCCUUCUCCCCAUAACAUAGAAACAUAGAACAUAGAAACAUAACCUCUGACACAUGUGCUUGCUCCUCUCACGGACUGUCGGCGUUGGCAGUGCCUGCACAUAGGGUGUAUGCCCCUUGCAUUUUUCAUACCCCUGCCCACUGCUCCCAGGUGUUUCAAGAAUAUUCACUGUUCAAACAUUGCAGAGGUGGGUGCCAGGAAACGUUUUGAUUUUUGGAUGGAAAUCUGGAAAAUGUUACAAUGAAGCAGUUUACCAAGUUGACGUCAAGCAUGUCACACCAUCCUACGUGAUACUUCCCAGAGUGCGUGCUUCCUUUACUCCAAACUUCCUGCCGCACCCACAUGACGUGUCUCUGAGCAUUCACUGUCCCUCAAUGGAUCAAUGGAGCUUUUUUUGUCAUGUGCAAAGUGCAAACACACAGUGAAAUUAUUUUCUUACAAACAGUCCAGUUCUGCUUUAGAGGAGCAGUCUGUUAUAAGCCAGUGUCUCUGAGUCCAACAUCACCAGGUUACAUAGAAAAUAGCUACAGGAAUAGGCCAUUCGGCCCUUCGAGCCAGCAUCGCCAUUCAAUAUGAUCAUUGAAUAGGUUAUUGAGGAAAUUCCCCUUGUACAAGGAACAUUGUCACCCUCUUUGAGAUUCCAGAGGAACAGUCUACCUGGUUCCCUACCUGGAGCAGCAAGCAAUCUGCUGGAGAACUCAGCAUCUGGGGGUAGAAAGGAUUAGCCAAUCUAUUGGGUAGCAACCCUUUGUGAAGGUGCUGCUUCAACCGCUGAGUUCCUCCAGCACACUGCUUGUGGCUUCACAUUCCAGCAUCUGCAGCCUCCUGUGUCACCAAUACUCCUGGGUUGGUUUCCUAUUUCAUUUGGUGUUGCCUCACCUUCAUCAGAGUUCACCUGGUGAACAUAUUUCAUUCCCCUUUACACCAGAAAGGGGAUUUUUUUCUCUUUUACCGUUUAAUUUCUGUUGGUGCUAUCCAUGCAGUCAUAGCUGUUUUGGUCCCCGUGGGUUUAAUUAUCUGUGCACUCAUCUAGUUGCUUAGGAGGAAGUCCCUUGCCUCAGCGUGUGUGUGUAAUGGUGUCAUUCCAACCUGUUCCAGUGCACCAUACUAUCUGCUAGCGCAUUUUGCCCAUCGCGCCCUAAUCUCUGACCUCUUCCCUUUUGUCUUCACCAUCCCUUGCACAUCAGUGCUGUCUGCAAACCUAACCUAGCUGCGUUGAGUUUCUGAGCCCAAUCCAUUGAUGUGAAUAAGAAGCUAACGAUUCGGAAGCUGUUCCCAGCAUCAGCUCUUCCUCUGCUAACCUGUACCCUCUGAGGUGUCUGGACCUGCCCUGCUCUGCUGCUCCUUGCUGGGGUUAGCAAGGGUCAGUGCCUUCAGCAGUGAAAACUGAGCAGUAACCUUUGUCUGUACUCAUCCGUUUCUGCCGAAAGUAACCAAAGACUUUUCCUUAGAUACACACAAAAAGCUGGAGUAACUCAGCGGGACAGGCAGCAUUGCUGGAGAGAAGGAAUGGGUGGUGUUUCUGAAAAAAGGUCUCCCAUUCCUUCUCCCCAGAGAUGUUGCCUGUCCCGCUGAGUUACUCCAGCUUUUUGUUUCUGUCUUCGGUUUAAACCAGCAUCUGCAGUUCCUUCCCACACGGUACCUUUCCAUAACAGCUCAGCUCCCUCUUUCCAUCACGUUGUUCCUCACACCCCUGACACCUCACAACUUCAGGAUCAGUGUUGAUAUAAAAAUAAACAAGGUGGUUGGAGUUUUAUAAGUACCUGGUAUUUAAUUAUACUCUUAUGUAGAAAGUCAGGUUUUAAAAACAAAUUCUGAAAAAUAUAUAUUUUUCUAUGGGGAAUCCUUGACUCUGGCAAGUCUCUUUAUUUUGGCUGAUUUAUCCCAGACAUCAUUCAUUUUCCUUGCAAUGCCCAGAAACCUUUAUGAUGUUAUUUAAUAUUUCCUGUGUUUAAAUCUAUGUUUACUACUUUUUAAUUUUCAAUAAAAAAUUUAUACCAAUUUA
Leucoraja erinaceus (little skate) is the source of this 4694-nucleotide messenger RNA. RefSeq names its product procollagen galactosyltransferase 1-like. The transcript is spliced from 12 exons. Lineage: Eukaryota; Metazoa; Chordata; Chondrichthyes; Rajiformes; Rajidae. The record is from RefSeq and is a predicted model, not a curated record. The coding region runs from base 50 to 1891 and encodes 613 amino acids. Gene Ontology annotation, molecular function: procollagen galactosyltransferase activity.